AUCCUAGGUUAAAGUUGCUGUGUCUGCUCGCCGUCUUUAUUUGCUGGUACUGAGCCAGCACUGGAUUUAGAGGGAUAAAACAUCAUCUUGCUCGGUGAACACCUACACGGCAGGCAGGAGCUGAAACUGCUGUGCAUGUAGUUAUCAUCUAAGCAGUGAAGUGACUGCAGCAUCACGUAAGGCAGCGGCCAAAGUCCCAGGCUUGCCUGCAGUGCAGCAAGAUGUCUUCCCAGUGCAAGCUGCCCUGCCUGCCCCCUUCUGCCUGCACAGGGGAGGCUGCACACACUGACACUUGCCCAUUGCAUUGUGCCAUGGUGGACCUGGACGCUCUGUGCCCUGUGCAGGAUAUGCAACCCUGUCCUGAGCAGACUUUCCAGGUGGACCCCUGCCCAUGUCAGGGUGCAGCCACCUGCCUGGAUGCUUGCCCUCAGGUUGGGCCCCCCUGCCCACCUCCUGCUGUCCCUGUGCCCAGGGACAGCUGCUGCCCUGAGCACAUAGCUGCCUGGGACUCCUGCACACCUCCAUGUGUAGGUGCCUGUGCAUGCCCAGCAGCGAUCCCCUGUGACGCCCCUCAAAGCAAGGGAGGGACCAGCUUCCCAUUCCAGCCCACAGUCUCACCAAUGGCACCCUGCACACCUGAGACAGUUGGGAUGAGCAUGGAAACCUUCCCCCUCCAGCAUGCAAUCUCGCCAGUGGAUCCCUGCAUCCCUGAGACAGCUGGGAGCUGUGUAGAAACCUUCUCCAUGCAGCACCCAACUUCAGAAAAGGAUCCCUGCACCCUCAAGACAGUUGGGACCUGUGCGAAGACCUUCCCCCUCCAGCAUGCAAUCCCAACGGUGGAGCUCUGCCUUUCUGACACAGCUGGGAUGUGCAUGGAGACCCUCCUCCUCCAGCAAGGAACCUCACCAGUGGAGCCUUGCAUCACCGAGACAGCUGGGACCUGCAUGGGAAACAACCCCUUUGAGCACCCAGUCUCAGCUGUGGAGCCCUGCACCCUCGAGGUGCUCGAGACCUGCACAGAAGAGCCCUGCUGUGCUCAGGGUGCGAUCAUUGGUGAUCCCUGCCUCAAUCAGAGCUUGGUUGCAUGCAUGGAUCCCUCCACAUCCCAAAGUGUGAUUUUUACGGAGCCAUGCGUGUCCCAGAGCACCGCAGAACCCACAGGGACAUGCACACCCCAGAGCACUGCAGGACCCACAGACACCAGUUCUACAAAGGGCACAGCCAAGGGUGCCGGUGCCCACCCGUCCCCAAGAGCACCUUUCCACCUGAACACCCGCACCGCCACCAUCGUGGAGCGGUGCCUUUCCAGGUGUCAAAACUGGCUGCGAGGCAAGAACUAAGAGUGGCAUCAGUGGGCACACAGUAAGAAGUUUCCCUGCAUAAAUGAGACCUCCUCUGGUGAGUCUCUUGGUUUCUCAUGUGUAACAACAA
Messenger RNA from Aquila chrysaetos chrysaetos, 1431 nucleotides. RefSeq lists its product as uncharacterized. The transcript is spliced from 3 exons. NCBI's taxonomy places the organism in Eukaryota, Metazoa, Chordata, Aves, Accipitriformes, Accipitridae. Bases 222 to 1340 code for a protein of 372 amino acids. The record is from RefSeq and is a predicted model, not a curated record.